AUGCCGACGUUGGAUUUCACCACGGCCAACGCCGCCGUCGGGGGCGCGGUGUCAAGGUACUUCCUCCGGAUCGAUCACUACUGGGACGAAGACAAGAUAAACCCCAAUGCCCAGUCGUUGAAGACCCCCUCUUUCAACGCUGGGGAUUGCAACUGGCGCAUCUACUGCUACCCCAGAGGUUCCCCCGCCUACAUCUCCUCUGCAGAUUACAUGUCCAUCUUCAUUGCUCUCGACGCCAGAGUCGCCAAACCUGUCAGAGCACAUGCUAGGUUCAGUUUGCUAGACCGGGACGGGGAACCAGUGCCGGGUUACUCUGUCUGCACAGACGUAAGGGAGUACUCUCGAGUUGGCGACCGGCACGGCUGUGAUGUUUUCAUCCGGAAGGGGUGUUUGGAGAAGAUGGCGUCGGAGUAUCACGUGGACGUCGACUGCUUCACUAUCGUGUGCGACGUCUCCGUGUACAGGGCACCGCCGCUGUCCAACCUGCAGCAGCAGCAUCUCUUGGACACUGACACCGACGUCAUGUUCCAAGUUGCCGGAGAGACGUUCAGCGCCCACAAGUGUGUUCUUGCAGCAAGGUCGCCGGUCUUUAAGGCAGAGCUCACUAGAGGCGCCACAGCAGCAGGGGUUUCUUGCAUUCGGAUCAAUGAUAUGCUACCUCAGGUUGACAUGCAGGAACUCAAACUGAUUUGUGAGGAGAAACUGAUCAGAGAACUGAACGAGAAUACUGCUGCAAAAAUACUCAAGUUAGCUGUACAGAACCACUCCAGCUUUCUUAGGGAGGCUUGCUUUGUGUUCCUCUCAGAUCCUCCUGUACUGGAAGCUGCCAUGGCAAUGGAUGAUGGACUAUUGGAGCAGGUGGCUAAAAUUUGUCCAGCGCUUUUGAAGAAGAUGUGGGCUUAUGAGGAUGACCCUAUGCAAGACGAGUUGGAUAUGUGCCUGACUGUCUGUGAUGAAUUUCUUGCAGUGAUCUAA
Panicum virgatum (switchgrass) is the source of this 975-nucleotide messenger RNA. Its product is annotated as BTB/POZ and MATH domain-containing protein 1-like. Gene Ontology annotation, molecular function: protein binding. The transcript has 2 exons. Bases 1 to 975 code for a protein of 324 amino acids. The record is from RefSeq and is a predicted model, not a curated record. Gene Ontology annotation, biological process: protein ubiquitination. Lineage: Eukaryota; Viridiplantae; Streptophyta; Magnoliopsida; Poales; Poaceae.